GGCAGUAGCAGGGACCUUAGUCAUUGAUCAUCGGUCAUCGCAGAGCCAGGAGGAGCCCAGGAUAUGGACUCCAUGGAUACCAAUUUCACUGAUUACCCCAACUACCUGGAUGGGACGCUGAACCCCAACGUCCCAGUAGAUGAUGCUCCCGUUUAUCUGCGUCCUCAGGACAUCAUAGCUCUGAUCAUCUUCACCUUUGUCUUCCUGGUGGGAGUGCCAGGCAAUUCCCUGGUGGUCUGGGUGACGGCAUUCGAGGCCAGAAGAACCAUCAAUGCCAUAUGGUUUCUGAACCUGGCGGUGGCCGACCUCCUGUCGUGCCUGGCCCUGCCCAUCCUGUUCACAUCCAUUGUUCAGCACAACCACUGGCCCUUUGGCGCGGUCGCCUGCAGCGUCCUGCCCUCGCUCAUCCUACUCAACAUGUUCGCCAGCAUCCUGCUUUUGGCCGCCAUCAGCGCCGAUCGCUUCCUGCUGGUGUUCAACCCCAUCUGGUGUCAGAAGGUCCGAGGAGCAGGCUUGGCGUGGGGGGCCUGCGGGGCGGCUUGGUGCUUCGCCUUCCUGCUCACGAUCCCGUCGUUCAUCUACCGGGAAGUGAGCGUGGAGCCCUUCGCCUCCAAGAGGACGUGUGGUGUGAACUACGGUAAAGACAGUGGGCGCACUGAGAAGGCUGUGGCCUUCCUGCGGCUGAUCCUGGGGUUCGUGUGGCCCUUGCUGACCCUCAGCAUCUGUUACACCUUCCUCCUGCUCCGGACCUGGAGUCGCAGGGCCACCCGCUCCACCAAGACGCUCAAGGUGGUGGUGGCCGUGGUCACCAGCUUCUUUGUCUUCUGGCUGCCCUACCAGGUGAAUGGGACGCUGAUGGCCGUGUUCCACUCAUCCUCGCCUGUCUUCAGGCGGUCACAGAAAGUGGACUCCUUGUUCAUUUCCCUGGCCUACGUCAACUGCUGUAUCAACCCCAUUAUCUACGUGAUGGCCGGACAGGGCUUCCAUGGCCGGCUGCGCAGGUCCCUCCCCAGCCUCAUCCGCAAUGUAUUGACCGAGGACACGCUGGGCAGAGACAGCAAGACCUUCACACGCUCCACAGUGGACACCGCGACCCAGAAGACCCAAGCGGUGUAGAGAGAAGGCCACCCCUGAUCCAAUGCCACCUUUCUUUUGUAGCCCUCCUUCUCUGCCUUCCUCCCCUUUUCUCCUCUCCUCUCCUUGUUCUCCUUCCCUGCCUCUUCUCCUCCCUCGCCUUUCCUUAUCCCUUUCUUUUUCCCCUCCUCUC
Molecule: messenger RNA, 1267 nt
Organism: Jaculus jaculus (lesser Egyptian jerboa)
Lineage: Eukaryota; Metazoa; Chordata; Mammalia; Rodentia; Dipodidae
Gene: C5ar1
Product: complement C5a receptor 1
Exons: 2
Coding region: 64-1116 (350 amino acids)
Biological process (GO): complement receptor mediated signaling pathway; phospholipase C-activating G protein-coupled receptor signaling pathway; positive regulation of cytosolic calcium ion concentration
Cellular component (GO): plasma membrane
Molecular function (GO): G protein-coupled receptor activity; complement component C5a receptor activity
Source: RefSeq, a predicted model, not a curated record